AUGUCAUUGGUAUACUUGGGUGUGGAUGGGGAUCCUUUCUACCGCACUACGUUCCAGUCCAAGUCUGGUAUUUGGCCAGAGGGGAACUGCAAUGGACUCUUUGAGAAAUAUGAUUUUGGCCCCAACAUUCUUCGAAGCUCCAUGACUUUAUGCGGCUGGUUUACCUCACUUUGGACCCUGCAGGAACUGUGUCUACGGCCCGACAUGUGGCUUUACAAUGAAAACUGGGAGCUAUUGACGGUUGGAGCUGAGCGCAAACCGGUUCCGAUAAACACACUCAUUGCUCUGACACACGCAUGCUCACCAACUCGUCAAGAGAGAUUUUCUAUGUUGGAUAGUAAGACAGACUUCCAAGGGACUUCCAAGCCGUCAUUUGACACUUCAAGCACGAUUACAGGGCCUCAUAAAAUGUUUGGCGCUUUGAUCAGUCACGACUUCUUUCAUCCAGACUAUUUGGAACUGUUCAAACUUUUAAAUCGGACAGGUCUCGACCACUUGCAAGCUAUGCAGCGAGAAAUGAUCAUGGGUCUCGGCUCGAGGAGAUACUGUAAAAUGCGAGGUGCUGAGGCCAUCAUGUCCGUACUUGGAGUUAAGAACUGGUUUGUGGCAACAAAAACUGCCCCUGGCGAUGGUGAAGGGGACCUGGUUCUCGGACAAUAUCCUCUCGCGUUUGUUCGCGAGACAGCCUCGGCUAUGGGAGCAGGCUUCUUUAACUCGUUGAGCUUCAGCACAGCCAAACUAGCUGACAUCGCGAAUGGACCACCUCCAUCUUAUCGAGGGUCUCUGAUGCCAUUCAACUCCAGCGCUAGCGACGCGACUCUCACACAUCCCGAGCAAGAAGUUGGUCCAAAUGGACAGUUUGUUGAAGAAGAAGAGCACCCAUCUGUGGCGUGUUGCGCUAUCACCCAAGAAGGGUCAGUCCAAAUAUCCAGCAACACUACGGGAGGGUAUCCGGUGUUCAAUCUGGGUAACGCAUGA
This is a messenger RNA of Ilyonectria robusta, 978 nucleotides long. RefSeq lists its product as uncharacterized. The record is from RefSeq and is a predicted model, not a curated record. Lineage: Eukaryota; Fungi; Ascomycota; Sordariomycetes; Hypocreales; Nectriaceae. The transcript has a single exon. Bases 1 to 978 code for a protein of 325 amino acids.